Molecule: messenger RNA, 4807 nt
Organism: Ostrinia furnacalis (Asian corn borer)
Lineage: Eukaryota; Metazoa; Arthropoda; Insecta; Lepidoptera; Crambidae
Gene: Pgrmc2
Product: progesterone receptor membrane component 2
Exons: 3
Coding region: 141-734 (197 amino acids)
Cellular component (GO): endoplasmic reticulum; membrane; endomembrane system
Source: RefSeq, a predicted model, not a curated record
CUGUCAUUCUCAGACCGUCUGCUGCUCGCUGACGUCAUUAGUUAUUUUAAUUUACUUCUUCUCACAAAUCGUGUCGGAUUUAUUAAAUUCAGGCGGAAACAAGUCUCCGUUAGCAAUCGUAAAUCAAUUACUCUCCCAAAAUGGCAUCAGCACCCGAUACCAAAGCGGCUGAGGCUGAUAACGUCGGCGAGGCUUCUGGUUUUGUGAGCGAUAUUUUCAAAAUUUGUAGUCCUGUGAAUUUGUUGUUGACUGCUAUUAUUUUCUUUUUGGCAUACAAAAUAUACAGUAAAUUUACAAAGUCGUCUACCGACUCGAGUGUGGUGGAGCUUCCGAAGUUACGGAAGGAUAUGACAGUGUCUGAGUUGCGGCAAUACGAUGGAACUCAGCCAGACGGCAGAGUGCUAGUGGCGGUGAAUGGGUGGAUAUUCGACGCGACGAGGGGACGCCGCUUCUACGGACCCGGAGGCCCAUAUGCAGCGUUUGGUGGCAAAGAUGCUUCACGGGGUCUGGCCACCUUCUGUGUCACUUCGUCAGAUAAGGAGUAUGAUGACCUGAGCGAUCUCAACUCCAUGGAAAUGGAAUCUGUAAAGGAGUGGGAGGCACAGUUUAGAGAAAAGUACGACCUCGUGGGGCGUCUGUUGAAGCCUGGCGAGGAGCCCACAAACUACUCGGAUGAGGAGCCCGAAGACACCGACCACUCCAGCAGCACGCCCUCCGACAAGAAGCAAGACUAAACCCCGCCUUCCGAGGCUGCAUUCGUCCGUACCUUCCACUUGCCUUAACCUAUCUGAAUUUGAUAAACCGACUUCACAUUUGAUACCUGGCCCUUUGGAUAACCAGGAGCGUAGCGCCGUAUAAAUGAAACGUUUAACAACAAAAAUAAACGUCAUUUAGGGCCCAUCUAAGGUACACUACAGCACUAUAAAUCGAUUCAUCUACGAAGACGCGCCCCACCAAUUUUUGGUUGAGGGAAGCGCGGGGUGCGGGGAGUUUGAUCCGAGCAAUCCGAGCGUCAUUAUUGUAGUGUGCGUGUGCACUCACGGAAAAUUUAGCGUGUACCGAUAACACUCAAACAUUUGCGGAAGAAUGGUGGGGCGUCUUCGUGGAUGAAACGAUCUAUAAAAAUAGUACGUAACAGUUUAAAUGACGAAAUCGCUUCGCUUCGGUUUCUUGACGUGUCACUUGCUCCGUAAGCGAUUUCGAAAUAAAAACUGUCUCAAAUUUACUUUGUCUACGGGGCCCGAUACUUUUAGAUCAAAAUUCGUAUGUGGUUUGACCACUAGAGGAUUCUUUCAGGCGAAAGUCUCUUUUUUCUUGUUACGGGACAUGGAUAGAAAUGAGCAAUCUGGCUAGAUUUUAACACAUGAAAAGUAAUUAAGUCAUAUUCCAUAAUUUGCCGAUAAAGUUCCUGAUUUAUAUUGGAAUUCCUUGUGCUAAGGACCCAUUACGGUUCUUUGAUAUUUCUCUCCCGCUUUGAUACUUUGAUGGCUCCCAAUGGGCAAUAAAUUCAUAGCGAUGUCCGUGAGCGCGUAUAUUUUAUGAAACAAUGUGUAAUAAUGUUCAAUUCAACACACUGAAAAAUCUUAACGUAUUUCUGGUGUCAUGGCUGCGAGAGUACUUACGUAAAACUUGUAAAAAAAUAUAUCGCGCUUUCAACCUAUUGUUCACAUAUUAUUGUCUUUAGCAGGUAAAAAGAGAUGGUAUUUUUACAUAAAUCUGUAUUAGUGCCGAUAUAAAUUAUAGAAUGUCAAAUGCCUAUGAGAAUUUCAAUUUUAUCUUGUAGGUUUGCUCUCAACGAAGAUAUAAAUUUUAAAUAAGUUGUAACAUAUGUUUAGUAUUUUUUUUAACUGCGGGUCUACUCCAAACAACAUCCAUACCGUCCGAUUCAACUAUCCCUCUUUGUCAAAAGGCUGAGAGACAGAGACAGUCGCGAAAGUAGCGUUACGGAAGUAGCCCCGUCAAUUCAUAGUUUGUUUGAUGUGCUCCUUUUGGAUGUAUAAACUCUAUAAACAUAAUCCUUCAGUACAAAAAAUAAAGGCAGGAAAUUGGUAGGGAAUUUACAUCAAUUAUACAUUUCUAUCCAUAUUGAACGUCAAUUUUGCCAUGGAUAUAAUAUCAAGCACUACGCGCACGCUAGAUGCUUUUCUGAACAGUGCGCUUUAUUAAUUUAGCCUUCCAUCAUUCCCAUGUCCAUUCAGCUAUAAGGAGGAAAACUGAGCUAGGUAGUGUAGCUUUGUGAUACAUAAUAUUCUGAUUCUAUGAAAUGUCUUGUGGAGGAUCGCGCUAAGUCCGUGUUUAAUUUUUACUUCAACAUUAAAAUUAUUUAUCUUCGUUACGCGUAUGUUCAAAAGUGUCGUUUUGACCUUUGCUACCUAGACACAGUCUCGAGCUCACUUUAUGGUAAUUUUGAACACACUUGCGUAUUCAUACUGCCACUAUCCGUAUUUUUACGUAAAACACUUCUAAAAAUUGAACAUGCGGCUUUCACGAUCAGAUAAUUUUAAAUUGGAAGGCGUUGUCAAAUUCUAUUGUAUAUAUUUGUGAAAUCUACUGUUUUCAUUUCACUUACUGUUGCUUAUUGCAGAUUUUUGGAUAUAUUAUAAUGUAUUUACAGUUUCAUGAAUUGAAAGACUGAGUGAUGGCAUAUUAAUUUGAGUAAAUUAAUAGGGAUUAACAGAAAUUUAGUGUUGCACAUUCCUAUUUUGGUUGCAAAAUGUUAAUUUCGUGCCAACAUUGAAAAUUAUGUAAUCUAUUGUUUAGAUAUCCCUAAAAGCGAAGACUUUCAAAUGUUAAAAUAAUGGAUUAAUUAAGGAAGUGCAUGUGAUCAUAAUAUUUAUUCAAUGUUGGUUUUAUUCAAAGUAAAUCAACAAGUGAAAAUGAUAGAGAGAACUUGACGUUAAUGUAUGAGGCUUGUCAAGCGCACGACAAUGUAGGGAAAGAACUCCGUGUGAUGUAAUAGCCUUCCAACUAUGUAUGUGACUAAUGUAAAGGUACCUACUCGUGGUAGUAAUAAAAACCUUAUUGUUUACUUGUCAUGUUCAGAAACUAUGUACUAAUGUCUACUAGCACUUCUUUUAAACACCUUAUAAAAGGUAAUGAUUGUCUUAUUUAUGCCAGUCAUUUGACAAAACCAGUCAAAGCAAUGAAUUUUCAAUACAUAGUUGUUACAUUACACGCAAUUAUUUCCUUGAACGCGCUUGACUUUGCCUCCGGUCAUCAUCACACGUUUCGAAGUUGAGAAGCUAAAAUAACCAAUGAAAAUUAAUUUCAAAGUUUUCAAUACCUCCUUAGAUUUUAUGUUUGUGCCUUCACGGUGGUGGGGAUAGAUUCCACUGAAACGUCAAGCGGAUUUUUUGCUGUUAAACCAUAGAUUUGAUCUUAUUUUUGAAUUAAAAUUGUGUUAUUUUGCUUCUCAUCUUCAAUAAUAUAAUUUAGGUAGGAUACAGGAUAAGCAUUUGUAAUUGUAACUACUACUUCGGGACACGUAAACACUGACCUUGGCAUACAUCCCUGACUUACGGUACUUAAAACUUAGCAGUGUACGAUCAUGGUAUAAAUAUGUGUUGCAAGUGAAAAAAAAUCAUAAAAAAUAAAUCGUGCAUAAUAAUUAUGUAUAUGAACGUGUAUGUGUAAUUUAAAAGUGUGGGUCUCAACAUUUUUACAAGGUGUGUGAGUUUUAUACAUUUGUCCCUUUCGUUAAGGAUCUCGUAAGGGAUAUGAUAUUUGAGGCAAAUCAGCAUCGAUACAGCAUUAAGUCCCAACCACUCGCUUCAUGCAAAUGGCACAUCGCAUAGUUACAUAACAUUUGAUGCAACGCAAUGAUAAAUUAAUUUUACUAACAAGUACAAAAUUCACGAGCGCUUGCCUAAAAUAUCUAUUUCAUACGACAAAUCGUUUGUUAUAAUCAUUGUUCGUUGUUUUUUUUACAUUAGAUUAUGAUUGAUAGUGAUUUAAGGAUCCCCGUUGUAUAAUUCAUGUAUGGACUGGGGUUAUGAAUUUUGUUAUUCCUAUAUUUUUAAGUGCUUCGUAGUAAUUAUGUUGGCAUUCACAAAUUGCUGUUGUGUAAUGUUGAGGAACAAGCUUUAUAACGUUAAUCGAGUCUGAGUUUGUAUGUAAACACGUCAUGAUAUGAAUAAAAUGUAUGAGGGCAGGUUCAAACGUUUGUUCUUUUAGCCGUCGACCACGCACGGCUCUAUAAGACAAAUAUUUUGGGCUUGGUCUGUAAGAUGGUUGUUUCGGUCGACAGAUUCUCAGACCUAUUGCAAAUGUAUGAUGGAAUGUUCUAAACAUGGUCUAAGAACGCCUUAGUAUAGAUCAUGGCGUUAAUUAAACGAACAAUAGCUGAUGUACUAGCUUCGCUUCACACAGAACGAAGUGUUCGCGAUUAUAACAAUUUAACGGCUCAUACGUAAAACACUUAUUGCCGUCUAUUUUUGUAUUAUCUUUUUGCAACUUCGUAAACAAAUCAAAGAUCAAUGCGCACCUGUUGUUGCGUGCAAAAUCGUAUGUAUCGGCAUAGAUUGCCGGGAACAAUUUUACAUACAAUUGAGUCAACUCCGUUUAUUUAUUGAUUAUUACCGCUGGAGGUCGUUACCUUUUAAAAGUUUUUAUUGUUGAAUGUUGGUGGCUGUUGAAUAAAGCAGAAUAAUAUAAUAAUGGUUCGAGAACUGUUCAGACCCAGAUGUUUUAUCUUGUAGUAUAACAUUGUGAAUUAAAUUUACUUUACAGCACAGCAAAACGUUACUAAUUCUAAAAUUAACUAAAAUGUUUAUUUUAACAUUGUCACUUGAUUAAAGCGUUUUAUAUA